This is a messenger RNA of Puccinia triticina, 189 nucleotides long. RefSeq lists its product as uncharacterized. Lineage: Eukaryota; Fungi; Basidiomycota; Pucciniomycetes; Pucciniales; Pucciniaceae. The record is from RefSeq and is a predicted model, not a curated record. Bases 1 to 189 code for a protein of 62 amino acids. The transcript is spliced from 2 exons.
AUGGGUCUGAUGGCCGGACCUGAAACCGUCGACAAAUCAGGAUUCAUCCAGAGACCUUCUAUCCCAUUCCCAAUCAACCGGCCCUCUGGGCUUCAUGUUUGUCGUCCGUGCUACCCCCUUGAGCUCUUCGAAGCUGACCGACGCUCAGCGCAUCUCAUCACCAACGCUUUGCAAAAGGAGUCCAUGUAA